AUGUCUAAAGUUGACGCUUCACAUAUUGAAAAUCGUGACUCCAAAGCAAAUAUAUCUCAUAUUGAGGUUGAAGGGGUAAGUGAUUCAAAAAUCACACAAGAACAAGAUGUUGGAUUUUUAGAAACUAAUUCAUUAAAAGAUCAAGAAGAAGAAUUAGAAUAUUAUGAUCUUCCUGAAUCUCUUCAAGGUUUAACUCAAGACGAGUUACGUGAAUUGGAUAGAAAAACAACCAGAAAGAUCGACCUUCGUUUAAUGCCAAUGUUAAUUUAUAUUUAUAUUUUAAAUUAUUUGGAUAGAAAUAAUAUUGCUUCUGCUAGAUUAGGUGGAUUAGAAGAAGAUUUAGGAUUGGUUGGUUCUCAAUAUCAAACUGCUAUUUCGAUUUUAUUCGUUGGUUAUAUUACUUUCCAAAUUCCUUCCAAUAUGUUAUUAAAUAAAUUAGGUAGACCCUCAUUAUAUAUCACGACAAUUAUGACCGUUUGGGGUAUAAUAUCUACAUGUACUGGUGCUGUUCAAAGUUAUCAUGGUUUAUUAGCAGUUAGAAUUAUAUUAGGGAUAGUUGAAUCUGGAUUUUUCAGUGGUGCGUUAGCAAUUCUUUCUAAUUGGUAUGACAAGAAGAGUCUUUCAUUUAGGAAUUCUAUUCUUUAUUCUGGUUCAUUAAUGAGUAGUGCAUGGAGUGGAUUAAUUGCCGCUGGUAUUAUUGAUAAUAUGGAUGGAAAAGGAGGUUUAAGAUCCUGGAGAUACUUAUUCUUCAUUGAAGGUGCUAUCACUGUUGUUUCGGUUCCAUUUGCUUAUUUUAUUCUUCCUGAUAAUCCUUCUAAUACUAAGUUUCUUAAUCAACAAGAAAAGGAUAUUAUUCAAUGGAAAUUAAAAAGAGAUAUUGGUACUUCAGACUCUGAUCAAGAAGCUCAAGAAUCUACUGUAACUGGAUUCUUAUUAGCUGUUAAAGAUUUAAAGGUUUGGUUGGUAACACUUAUAUUAACAUUCUUAGUUGCUGCUUGUGGUGUCACCAAUUUUUUCCCAUCCGUUGUUCAAACCUUGAAUUUCAGUAAGACCGUCACCUUAUGUUUAACCGCUCCUCCAUAUUGUAUUGCUGUUGUUGCAACCUACAUAUGGUCAAGGCAUGCUGAUAAAACUGGAGAAAGAUUUUUACAUGUAUCGAUUCCAUUAGUUGGAGCAUUAAUAUCAUUCAUAAUUUCAGCAUCAACAUUAAAUACUGGAGCUAGAUAUUUUGCCAUGUGUUUAAUGAUUCCUUCAUUAUAUUGUUCAUUUACGAUUAUAUUGUCAUGGAUGUCUAAUUGUUGUCCCAGACCACCAGCCAAAAGAGCAGUUGCACUUGCAUUAAUGAACUGUAUUUCUAAUUCUACAUCUAUUUGGAAUGCUUAUUUAUAUCCUGCUAGUGCUGCCCCAAGAUAUUUAACUGCCUUUAUUUGUAACUGUGUAUUCAUCUUAUGUGCCAUUAUAUUUGCUGUUGUUUUACGAGUUAGAUUAAUGACAUUAAAUAAGAGAAUUGAAAGAGGAACAAUUAAUUGGACCAAGGAAUUAGGUCAAGGUAAUGAUGCAUCGAAGGUAGCUGCAGAUUUUAGAUUUUUGUAUUAG
This is a messenger RNA of Scheffersomyces amazonensis, 1596 nucleotides long. RefSeq lists its product as uncharacterized. Bases 1 to 1596 code for a protein of 531 amino acids. Lineage: Eukaryota; Fungi; Ascomycota; Pichiomycetes; Serinales; Debaryomycetaceae. The transcript has a single exon. Gene Ontology annotation, cellular component: membrane. The record is from RefSeq and is a predicted model, not a curated record. Gene Ontology annotation, molecular function: transmembrane transporter activity. Gene Ontology annotation, biological process: transmembrane transport.